AUUGAUCGUAUCCGCCGUUUGUGGGCGUCGCGCCGCAGCGUGUCUGCAACAGGAACUGGAGCCGCUGUCAUUCAGCUGAGCGCACAAAGGUGAGCGCACAGUCAGCCAUAUUCCCACCGCCGGACUCAUUUCCUCGGAGGGAGGGGAAUCUUCUGCCGAAGCAGGACUGAAUCGAUUCACUGGCUCUGAUUGAGGCUCCGUGGAAAUACACAAUAUUCCUUGACAGAAGAGAUCUACAACAGGAUUCAAAAUGCCUAAACCUGUAAAUGUUCGCGUCACUACGAUGGACGCGGAGCUGGAGUUUGCCGUUCAGCCCAGCACAACUGGCAAGCAGCUAUUUGACCAGGUGGUGAAGACCAUCGGGUUACGUGAAAUAUGGUACUUCGGACUACAGUGUAUGGACAGCAAAGGGUACCUUACAUGGCUGAAACUUGAUAAAAAGGUCUCCUCUCAGGAUGUGAAGAAGGAGAACCCUCUCCAGUUUAAGUUCCGUGCCAAGUUCUUCCCAGAAGAUGUAACCGAUGAGUUGAUCCAGGAUAUCACUCAAAAGCUGUUCUUCAUGCAAGUAAAAGACGGCAUUCUGAGUGAUGAAAUCUACUGUCCACCAGAGACUGCGGUGCUUCUGGCCUCCUAUUCAGUGCAGGCCAAAUUUGGUGAUUUCAGCAAGGAAGUGCACAGACCUGGAUACCUGACCUCAGAUCGGCUCCUGCCUCAACGGGUUCUAGACCAGCACAAGUUGUCACGGGACCAGUGGGAGGAGAGGAUUCAGGUGUGGCAUGAGGAACAUCGUGGAAUGCUCAAAGAGGAUGCAAUGCUUGAGUACCUGAAAAUUGCUCAGGAUCUGGAAAUGUAUGGGGUGAACUAUUUUGACAUCAAGAACAAGAAGGGAACACCGCUGUGGCUGGGUGUGGAUGCCCUGGGCCUAAAUAUCUAUGAGAAAGAAGACAAACUCACUCCGAAAAUUGGAUUCCCCUGGAGUGAAAUAAGAAACAUUUCCUUCAAUGAUAAGAAGUUUGUCAUCAAGCCUAUCGAUAAAAAAGCUCCAGAUUUUGUGUUCUACUCCCCGCGGUUGCGCAUUAAUAAACGUAUCCUACAGCUGUGUAUGGGGAACCAUGAGCUUUACAUGCGCCGCAGGAAGCCGGACACCAUCGAGGUGCAGCAGAUGAAAGCACAGGCUCGAGAGGAGAAACAACACAAACAGAUGGAGAGAGCUCAGCUGGAGGGUGAGAAGAAGAGACGAGAGGCCAUAGAGAGAGAGAAAGAGCAGAUGGAGAAGGAGAAACAGGAUCUGGUGAUGCGACUGUACCAGUUUGAGGAGAAGACCAAAAAAGCAGAAAAAGACCUGCAGGAGCAGAUGCAGAGGGCCAUGCAGCUGGAUCGUGAACGGAGGCUGGCAGAGGAGGAGGCCGCAAGAUUGGAGGCAGAGAGGCAAGCAGCACUGUUCGCAAAGGAGGAACUGGCCCGUCAAGCCCAGGAUCAGCUGAAGAGUCAGGAACAACUGGCUGCUGAGCUGGCAGAACAUACUGCUCGUAUUGCACUCCUUGAGGAAGCCAAAAAACGCAAAGAGGAGGAAGCUAUGACAUGGCAGAGCAGAGCACAAGAGGCCCAACAUGACCUGGUGAAGACCCGCGAGGAGCUUCACACGGUGAUGACGACGCCGCCUCCCCCUCCACCACCACCUGCAUAUGAACCUGAUGAGAAUGAGUUUGAAGAUGGGGAGAGCAACAGUAGCUACAGUGCAGACCUGCCGACAGGUGGUAUCAAUGACCACCGCUAUGAAGAACAGCGAAUCACUGAGGCCGAGAAGAAUGAACGAGUUCAGAAACAGCUGUUGGCUCUGACAUCAGAGUUGUCCCAAGCUCGUGACGACACCAAGAAGACUCCGAACGACCUGUUGCACACAGAGAAUAUGCGCGCCGGCCGAGACAAAUACAAAACUCUCCGGCAGAUCCGCCAAGGCAACACUAAACAGAGGAUUGAUGAGUUUGAGGCCUUAUAAAAUAUCUGGACCAGGAAACUUUGGGAGGGAGGGAGGAAAUGAGUCUCAAAGCCCUUGUCCAUUUUCUUUCGUUCCCUAUGUAUGAGUGGUCAAUGCAAGAGGCACAACCUGCGCACAUGUACCGUACACGCACACAGUAAUACAACAGAUUUGAUUCGUUUAAUAUGAACACUGGGUCAACAUGCACUAAAAAUGCACACUUUUUUUGUCAUUACGGUUAAUAUACAUAAACACAGAUAUGUUUACCCCUUAGUGGUGUACAUCGAAUUUAACGGUAAUAUUUUACAGUAAGGUUCUAUACUGUAGCAUUAGUUAAUGUAUGAGGAGUCAUGAACAUUUUUAACAUCAUUUAUUAAUGUUUGGUCAUUUGUUCAUUCUUGGUUUGUAAUGCUAAUUAGUGACGACUCUUAAUGUUUAUUUAUAUAGUAUAUAUAGCAAUUAACAUUAUCCAAGAUUAAUAAAUUGUUCAGUUAAUUGUGUUAACGUAUACAGCCUUAUUGUAAAAUAUUACCAAUUUCACAAAUGCACACCAGUUUCACAGAAUGUACUGAAGUCUGCUUUUGCCAUUAAAAUAUGAAACUAAAUAACAUUUAAACACACGUGCCAACAAUGCAUCCCCCUUUUGUUAAAUAUGUGUUUGCAAUUCAAUAAUCUGGCCAAAAUAUAGUUUUAAUUCGUUUUGGGUUGUAAUAAGUGGUUGUACUUUUUUUCGCCCCUUUUUCUUGUUAAUGAUCCACUCGGCACAAGACUUGGCAGUAUAAUCGUAAUUUUAUGUAUAGUCUUAUAUUAAAACUCUUUCAUUAAUGUUGAAUA
Molecule: messenger RNA, 2812 nt
Organism: Sinocyclocheilus anshuiensis
Lineage: Eukaryota; Metazoa; Chordata; Actinopteri; Cypriniformes; Cyprinidae
Product: ezrin-like
Exons: 14
Coding region: 251-1999 (582 amino acids)
Cellular component (GO): cytoskeleton
Molecular function (GO): actin binding
Source: RefSeq, a predicted model, not a curated record